UCGUGUCUUCUUUCUUGCACCUACCACUCCCAUGUCAAUUUAUUAAUAUCUAUCACUCUCCUUCUAUCAAUAGAAAUAGAUUAAGGGCUGCAAUUUGGUUGACAAAGAAAGUGGGACAAUUCCUACAUCCUAUUCCCAAAAAGAAAUUAAAUUAUUAAAUGUUGUGCUGUCCUUUGGUAUCCUCAAGUUGGUUUUGCCAUCUCUUCAACUUAUCUUCAAACGUAGGUGGACAUGAACUACACCCCAGAUUUCCCUUUCCGACAAUAAUUGUCGAAAACUAUUCAUAUACUUCAAAACUUAAAUUCUAAGGCACAUAAUAUCUAUCAAGCAUUCAUCAUACACCUUGCCAAUUCUGCCAACAACAGGGUUGGGUUAUUACAUGCAUGCUCACUUUGUUUGGUUUUUAGAGCCUUCACUUCCCAAUAAUUAGUUUUGGAUCAUUACCCAACAUUUGUCAUCUAAUGAGAGGGAAAACAAAGACGUUUCGUUUGUAGGCUUCCUGUGUCAUGAUCUUUUUCAUUUCUUAGUUGAUGUGGGACUUGGUCACUCUCAAUAAUCCCUCAUUCAAACAAAGGACCGCAUAAUCUCUCUUGAAAUGGUCAUCUUUCAUGUCAAUCUCUCUAGCUAGCUUCUAUAUGAAGUUUGUGUUCAAUCAAUAGAUGAAGUUCUUCUUUGGGGUGCAUGCGACCUGUUUGAAAGAACUUAACUACAGAUCAUGCGACCAAUGUCAUGAUAUGUAUUUUCACAUAUAUAACACUCGUUCAUCCCCAAUCCAACUAUGUUCAUCUCGUUUUUUAUUUGUUAAAUUUUCUAUUCAUUUACCCAACUAAAUCCCAAACAUCAAGAACCUAAUUAAUAGAGGAAAAACGACUCUCAUCAUUUUUUUCUAACUUAAUGCUAAAGUGAGAGCGUUUUUCUAGGCUAUUCUCAAGCAAUUUUAAGUUUUAGUCUUGGACUCGAAUUCUCCCAAGUGAAUUCGAAGAGAAGAUGCCAAAAAUAUGAUUUGUUGGUUUAAUCUCAAGAUAACGAGUGGACAGAUAAAAAGUGAAGAAAAAACCAAAAAUUACUGGUGGGUGAUGAUCGGCUGUUACGUUUGUAUUUUGAAUUCUUUACAGUUUCACUUCAUUAAAUCCAAGAAUGAAAGGAAAUCACGUGAAGAAAAUGAAUUUUGUGAACAUAUCUAAUGGAGAACGACAGUUCCUUUAAUGUCUUGGACUCACAUGCUUGGCCCAAAGCAAAAUAAUGCUAUUUAAUAUGUAAAAAUAACCUUAGUUUUAAUCUAGAUAUUUAAUUGACAUCUUAACGAUUCAUUCAAUUUUAUGCUAAUUCCUCGCCAAAAUAUAUAAGUAUAUAUACACACAUGUGUAUAUAUAUGGUUGGUAAACAAGCUAAUUUUAUUUUAAGAGGUGAACAAAAUUAUUCAUGCUUUGCAACUUUGACACUUUCUUAGAUUAUUUCUUUGUUUCGUAAUGAUCUCUUUUUCUAUAGUAUUCUCCUUGUCCUACUUAACAAAGCUAUUAGGUUAUAGUUUCUCUGCGAGGUUUAUGUUGGUCUAAUUUUUUUUUAGUAGUACUAACAUUUAAAAUGGUAAAUUAGUAAUCAAUACAUUAUUGGCUAAAUUAUAUUUGGAUGGGUAGCUGUUGCUGUAGUCACUCUCUACUAUGGUAGUGUUCUUUUUUUUUUUUUUUUUUUUAAUUUUUUAAUUUUGAAAAGUCUACUUUAGUGUUUAGUCUACUUAAAAUUAUUUUUAUGGUGGAAGAGGAAAAGAAAGGGGGAAACCCCGUAGGAGUGUGAUUAUUACGUGUAGGACUUGGGAGGAAGGUAGAAGAAACUAACAAAAUAUCUGCGCCUGUCCAAAUUCAUACUUAAAAUAAAGAAACGGGAGGUGAAAAGGAACGGCCACGUGGCGAAAGCACAACGUCCCGAUGAAAUAUGCGGCGACUCUAAUCCUUAAAAUUUAUACUUAAUUAAUAAAUGCUUACAACUUAAAUUUUUUUGCUCGAAAAAGCAAAGAGGACAGAACACUCAUAUAAAUCUAGACCUUUUGCUUUCCUCUGCUCUGCUCUGCUCUGCUCCUCUCAGACUCAGAACCUUCUCCUCUUCUUUUCACUCCCAUUCCCUUUCCCAUAUCUGCAAAUUUAGUUCGUAAAAGAUCCUAUUUCGUUUCCCCUUUUCGCGAAUCCUGAGCUAAAAGUUCAGAGGGAUAUGAAAUCCCACUACCCAUUAAUGGGUCGAGUUUUUUCCGGCGGAAUUAAGUUCAGAGAAACCAGAACCGUCACCCACAAACCGGCGGCGGAGACCAAACUCGUCCGAAUUUCCUACACCGACGCCGAUGCAACUGAUUCGUCGAGUGGGGAAGACGAAGAGCCAAUCCUCGUCCGUCACGUCAAACGCCACGUGACCGAGAUCAGGCUUCUCACUACCGAUUGUUCCAAAAAAGCGCCGCCGAAGUCCAGAGCUAACCCGCCGCGAAAUUCGGAGAGUCAUAGAAAGUUUCGUGGAGUUCGGCGGCGCCCGUGGGGGAAAUGGGCGGCGGAGAUCAGAGACCCUUUACGGCGAACCAGAGUUUGGCUUGGAACCUACGACACGGCGGAGGAAGCCGCCGUUGUUUACGACGAAGCCGCUGUUCGCCUUAGAGGUCCCAGCGCUCUUACCAAUUUUGUCGCUGAAACUCCCCAUUCCGAAACAACGCUUGUCACAUAUCUCACUCCGCCGCCGCCGGAAAAUCAGAGUACGGCGGCGGUGGUUUCCGAAACCAAAGAAUCUCGGAGUGUUUGCUCUCCGACUUCCGUUUUGAGAUUGGAAGAAGAAAAUUGGAGAGCCAUUGACCAUUAUCUAAGCGAAGAAUCAGGAUUAGAAGACGAAUUCAAUUGGCUAUAUGAUCGGAAUUCUAACAGUUUCUUGUUCAAUUUAAUAAGCCCACAACCAAUAUUUUCUGACCAAAUGGAAAUGACAAUUCCGAAAUGGGAAGAUUUUGGGGACAUUUCGGUGGAUUUCGAUUCAUGUAAAUGGGACGUAGAGAAUUAUUUUCAAGAUCCAAACUUUAGUAUUGCAUAGAUUGACUGACAAACUAGCUGGGAUUGUACGGGCAGUUGUGACUGUGAGAGAGAGGAUUUUGUUUCGUUAUCCUUUUUUUUUUGUUAUUAUUUAUUGAUUUGUUAAUUAUUAAUUUCUAAAUUUUUGUAUCGUUUAAUUUUGUAUUCUAAUGUAUGUUUUAUGAGCUUUUAUUUUUGGAGUGAAUUGUAUUGUCUGGAAAUAGCAUAGUGAGGUGCAACUUUAUGUACUCCCAACUUUUUCUAGAUUUAAGAUAUGUUCAAUAAAUGGGGGUAG
Molecule: messenger RNA, 3330 nt
Organism: Cucumis melo (muskmelon)
Lineage: Eukaryota; Viridiplantae; Streptophyta; Magnoliopsida; Cucurbitales; Cucurbitaceae
Product: pathogenesis-related genes transcriptional activator PTI6-like
Exons: 1
Coding region: 2206-3057 (283 amino acids)
Biological process (GO): regulation of DNA-templated transcription
Molecular function (GO): DNA binding; DNA-binding transcription factor activity
Source: RefSeq, a predicted model, not a curated record